This is a messenger RNA of Phytophthora infestans T30-4, 615 nucleotides long. RefSeq lists its product as uncharacterized. Bases 55 to 156 code for a protein of 33 amino acids. The transcript has 2 exons. Lineage: Eukaryota; Oomycota; Peronosporomycetes; Peronosporales; Peronosporaceae. The record is from RefSeq and is a predicted model, not a curated record.
GAUAAUGAUCCGCCGAUGUUUGUAAGUGGAUAGCUCUGGGUACGUAGGUACACAAUGCGUCUGGGCAAUGACACACGCAUGCUGGUGUUCGCAGUGCGCCGUACUGCCGAGGUGUCUAUGUUCAAGGACCAUUUCCGCUACUGUACGUGGUGCUAGUGUUUUCUUUCAUGGCUCGUGGUGGUAUUCUUGUGGGUCAAUGCUCAAUCGAAGAUGCAUCCGGAAGUCGGCGUGGUCGAGUGUAUCGACAACAAUGGCUGCAGUGCAAGGGGAAAGGUUUGUUCAAACGGGGAUGUGACGUUCGCGUUGGGUGUGGGUCGUGACUUGGAGUAAAGGAAGGAGCCGUUUGGAUGAGCUGGGGCUGGUCACUGGUUGACGUUUGAAGGUCUUUUACGUUGUCUAUUCCCGGUAAGCUUGUUUGUUUGGGGUGACUAUCGGAGCAGUGAUGUGUGUGUCUGUGGGAGAGUCAUAAGUGAACCUAGAAGUCAAGUGGAGUGUCGGUGUUUUUGCUCGCCCGUCGUCGGUGUUCGUAUUGACAUUCGAGUUGGCUUUUGUGAUGUUUUGAACUUUUGAGUUUGGCUUUCGUACACGUGUUUGUUUGUGGAUGGAUUGUUAUGA